Messenger RNA from Oppia nitens, 1079 nucleotides. RefSeq names its product sepiapterin reductase-like. Gene Ontology annotation, molecular function: sepiapterin reductase (NADP+) activity. Gene Ontology annotation, biological process: tetrahydrobiopterin biosynthetic process. The record is from RefSeq and is a predicted model, not a curated record. The transcript is spliced from 2 exons. Lineage: Eukaryota; Metazoa; Arthropoda; Arachnida; Sarcoptiformes; Oppiidae. Bases 31 to 912 code for a protein of 293 amino acids.
ACACCAUCAUCACCACCACCACCAACAACAAUGUUACCGUCAAACCUAUGGUUGGGUCGACACGUAUGUCUAAUGAUUACCGGUGCCAGUCGUGGCUUUGGCCGUCAAAUAGCCUUAAGUUUGGCAAAAAAUUUUGUCGACUAUCACAACCAACGAUGUCAGGAAAGUCCGGCCAAUUGCGAUACCGAUUAUAGUCUAUCGUUUGUACUGAUGGCCCGCAAUGCWGCAGCACUUCAGGGACUGUCCCAUGAGUUGUCCGCUAUUCACGAUCGACACAUACACGUAGUGGAUAUCAUUUGCGGCUCAUUGGACGACCCGAUAACUGUCGAAUCGUUUGAUAGGACGUGUCAAGCGAUAGACAGUGGUUGCGGCCGUCCGUACGAUCAGCUAAUUGUCGUACACAAUGCCGGAACUCUCGGCGAUGUCAAUCAACGAACCUCGGAUUACGGUCCCGAUUCUAGGCUCAAGAUUGUCAACUAUUUGGACGUUAAUCUCGUUAGUGUUAUGCAAAUGAUGGGCAUAUUUCUGGGACACUUCCAGGCCGUCGAGCACCGGCUGGCCAUAAAUAUCAGUUCRUUGUGUGCACUGAAAGCGUUUGAUGGACUGUCCCUCUAUUGUAUCGGUAAGGCCGCACGCGAUGCCUUUUUCCGAUCGGUAGCACUGGAAAAUCCUACCGUACAGGUGCUCAACUAUUCGCCCGGACCAUUGGAAACCGAUAUGGUCGAUACGUUGCGUAACGAAGGAUACCUGUGCGAUAUAUACAAACAAAUGGAUAUACUAAAACCGGAACAGUCGGCCAACAGGCUUAUUGAGAUACUCGAACAAAAUGAUUAUACAUCCGGCGAUCACGUCGACUAUUACCCGCCGACGCCGCCRMCACCACCGACGACUGCCAAAAGUACUGCUGUCUAACAAACAUACCGUUCCUCUCUCUCUCUCUCUCUCUCUCUAAAAAUCAAUGGACUGAUAAAUUGUCUAUCAAUUUGAUCGCACAAUACUAACACCCUUUUAAUUAAUUGUCAACAACUAUAUUAAAAAAAAACUUCAAACAGUAUUAUGUUUAGUACCCAUCCUCCACA